Amorphotheca resinae ATCC 22711 is the source of this 922-nucleotide messenger RNA. RefSeq lists its product as hypothetical. Bases 1 to 570 code for a protein of 189 amino acids. The record is from RefSeq and is a predicted model, not a curated record. The transcript is spliced from 2 exons. Lineage: Eukaryota; Fungi; Ascomycota; Leotiomycetes; Helotiales; Amorphothecaceae.
AUGCCAAGGAGUCCCCAGGGAACGGAAGCAGCAACCGGCAUCGGCAACCGUCGGCAAUCGGCGAUCGAUGAACGCCAAUCGCACGCCCGGAUAUUCUUAUCUAAGUUAUCGAUUGUCAAUCCCGCCUUGCGAUUUGACGAUCAUCCGACUGCGUGGAUCUCAGGGCGAGGUCUCGACUUCUUGGGCGACGGUGCGAGGGAAGCUCGGGGAAGACCCAAGAACCACUCACGUCAAGCCUGGUUCCGUCCUGCCACCAACUUCUUCUUGCAUCGCCCAGCGGAUUGCUCACCAAGUGGAUUUUAUGCUCACCGGUGCAUAAAAUUUGCUCGCAGCGUAGACUGCUAUGCCAAUGACAUAAAAGAGUUCGUAGAGUCCAGCUCGGCUCCGGACAUCUUCGCUGUGCCAAGAUGUACUUCGUCGUACUGGAUCAUACGCUGGAUCCCGGUGCCAUCCGAUCGAUCAUCAGCCGAGCGAGGGUUCCCGGACUUGAAGAUUGAAGUCUGGAACUUCAUGAUGACUGAUGACGCGUCUCUGGCAGAGCUGGCUACCGGAGUGGCUCUGGACAGUUGACUUUGUGCGCGAAAUACUACCAGGCCAAUAUCAUGAACUGAUAUCAAGAGGUUCAAAUCCAAGGUAGAGGGAGCCGAGCACUUGUCGUUUCCAACGAGGCAAGGCGGCCCGGUAGGAGGAGGAGGAGGAGGAGGAGGAAGAGGCGUCACACACUCUGCCCUGGAAGAAGCAGACAAGUAUUGAUGUGGAAGACCCUUCUGGUGAAUCCAAGUCGUUCGAUUUCGACGUGUAGAGUACCACCUUCCACAAGCUCCCUCGCCAAUGCCAUUGACUCAUAUCGAUAUACCCAAUCAAAGGGUUGAAUCUUACUUGAUCUAUGCCUCACUGCUUUGGGGUGUAGGGUGCUGAACUC